Molecule: messenger RNA, 1779 nt
Organism: Penicillium cataractarum
Lineage: Eukaryota; Fungi; Ascomycota; Eurotiomycetes; Eurotiales; Aspergillaceae
Product: fungal specific transcription factor domain-containing protein
Exons: 4
Coding region: 1-1779 (592 amino acids)
Biological process (GO): DNA-templated transcription
Cellular component (GO): nucleus
Molecular function (GO): DNA binding; zinc ion binding
Source: RefSeq, a predicted model, not a curated record
AUGUCGACCGUCUGCAAAGACACGCUGCCACAGACCCCCACGCCAGGGUCUCAGAACAGCAAAGUUUAUAAUGCUCACUUAGCCACCAUGAAGGAGAUUGUAUCUCAAUUGAAAUAUCUCCCAAUCAUUGAGAAGUAUCUCCACCAGUACUAUUCUUUCAAGCAGAAUGUACUUGUACCGAAGGCAGUUGUUAUGCACCUCGUGGAAACCCUCCGCAAGGAUUUGGUGUCUUCAGGCCAUAUCCUUGGAGAAAUGGACGAGCGGGUCGAGAUUGGUAAUGUAUCUGAGAUCUCAGAAGCCGUGCUGCGUUCUUCCUCCACGGAAGUAGUCAUAGCACCAUCGUUGGAUCUGCACGGUUUCUUGGCAUUAUUCUGCGGCAUGAAUCUGCGAGUUGAGACGAUCGGUCUGUUUUACGCCAUGGCGGCACGCGCGUCACUCUUUUUUGUUGACCGCGACGACAAAGAUAAGGACGAUGGAUUUCUUCAAGACAUGGUUUGGUAUAGCACUUUGAGCCUACGACUAGCUCGUGACCUUGCGCCUCAGUCAACAGACGUCAUUAUAUGGUUAGCGAAUGAAAAUGUGCAGCUACUGUCAUUUCUUGAAGGAGAUGCCAGCUUAAGUGUCUGGCGCUUGGUGGGUGAUCUCACGACAGAUCUAUUGGCUCUGGGAUUACAUCGAGAAGCAACGUAUUCUCCUGAAAGAGCGCCAUUUUUUCUUGCGGAGUGCCGACGAAGAUUGUUCGUUACCGAAUAUUAUCUGGAGAAGAUGUUUGGAUUGGUAUUUAACCUUCCCCCGCGGAUUACGGCCCAAUACGUCGACGUCAGGCUUCCUCUGGAUCUAUCAGACGAUGAGCUGCUUGCUCACACACCCGAUGAAUUGGAGGAAGCAAAAAGCCGGCUAACUGAAGAUGGCUGGAAUACGGAUGGAAAACAUAGGGCAGCAACUUGGGCUCGACUACGUUACAUCUUGAGUCAAUUUCGGGAGGCAGUAGUUGAAUAUCAAUUUCAGCCAUCACAAACGGUUGACCCUUCCAAGCUGAGGGAUUUAUCAUUCCGGUGCCGUCAGACUUGGGAUAACUUGCUUCCCCACCUAAGAUAUAGCCACGACUGUUGGAAGUCCGACAUGCCUCUUACCGUUUGUUACAUGCAUGCAAAGGUUCACCUGGCCUAUCUACAAAUACAUUUCCAAAUAUACCACACUCUUGGGGAAGAUAGCUCUUCACCGCUUCCGGAGAUCCUUGAAGUGGCUGCAAAUAUACUGGAGACAGUCGUGCAAAUGGGAAAUUCCCGCAGCAAAGGUGCUUUCGCCUUUAAUGAUCUACCUGAAAUCCUUCUUUCUUGUGGCUUGUCCUCGGCCGCAGUCCUUUUGACUGCAUUGGAGAAUACGACCCAAGACCAUUCGAGAAGUCUUCCGCCCGGCAUCAAGACGUCGGCACUUAUUCGGAACUUGUCCGUACUGGCUUCCCUACUUGAAAGUGUACCCAGCCCCCGAGAAAGAAAUCAAACUUUCUGCUUGCAGGCUGCCAAGGCCAUCACGGAAAAAUUGGAUAAGACUUUGGACAAGCUCGCCACGUUUAAUUCUCUCGCAACCCCAGAUAUCGUAACCAGCAAUGACGUGAGCCCGAUAUCAAUUUUGACUUCCAAUGCUGGCAGCUCCCUCUCCGAUGGAUAUGGAGAGAUCGAUGCUAUUAACCUGGAUGAUUAUGAAAAUUUUGAUCUCAUGUCUUGGGCAAUUAAUGUGGAUCUUGGAAAUCCACCCAGCAACUGGACCAUGAUUUAA